Messenger RNA from Abrus precatorius (Indian licorice), 612 nucleotides. RefSeq lists its product as uncharacterized. The transcript has a single exon. Bases 1 to 612 code for a protein of 203 amino acids. Lineage: Eukaryota; Viridiplantae; Streptophyta; Magnoliopsida; Fabales; Fabaceae. The record is from RefSeq and is a predicted model, not a curated record.
AUGAAGCAAAAAUUCCAAGGUUCUACAAGAGUGAAGAGAGCACAAUUGCAAGCCUUGAGCAUAGAUUUUGAAGUUCUGAGGAUGAAUGAAGGAGAGACGGUUAAUUCAUAUUUUGCUCGUACAUUAAAAAUUGCUAAAAGUAUGAAGGUGCGUGGUGAGUGUAUGCGUGAGAAUGUCAUCAUUGCAAAAAUAUUGAGGUCCAUGAUUUCUAAAUUUAAUUAUGUCAUGUGCUCGAUUGAGGAAUCCAACAAUUUAGAUGUCAUGACAAUUGAUGAGUUGAAGAGCAGUCUUUUAGUUCGUGAGCAAAGAAUGAAUUGCCAUGAAGAAGAAGAACAUGUACUGCAAAUUACUAAUAAAGAUAGAGGAGGAAGAGGAAAAGGAAGAAGGGAAGACUUUUCCAGAGGUGGUCGAGGUAGAGGAAGAGGAAGACAAAGACAAUUCUUAAACAAAGCUAAAAUUGAGUGUUUUAAUUGGCAGAAAAGAGUAAACUAUGCUGAGAUGAAGGAUGAAGUAAAGGAAGAAGAUGAGCUCUUGCUAAUGUCUAUGUUGAUCUCCAACAAGGUAAGAAGAAAAAUGAAUGGUUUCUUGACUCAGGGUGCAGCAACCAUAUGA